Molecule: messenger RNA, 2052 nt
Organism: Toxotes jaculatrix (banded archerfish)
Lineage: Eukaryota; Metazoa; Chordata; Actinopteri; Toxotidae
Product: synembryn-A
Exons: 14
Coding region: 1-2052 (683 amino acids)
Biological process (GO): G protein-coupled receptor signaling pathway
Cellular component (GO): cytoplasm; plasma membrane
Molecular function (GO): guanyl-nucleotide exchange factor activity; G-protein alpha-subunit binding
Source: RefSeq, a predicted model, not a curated record
AUGGUGCCAGAUGUGGAGAGGAUCAUUGAGAACAUCAUCCAGGGAGACCAGGACACUGUUCAGCUCCUACUGGACAACUACAACACCCAGUAUGCAGAGUGCUUCUUUUUUAACUCUGAGAUGCAGGAGAGAAAAAAGCAACGACACCUGGAAGAGUUCAGGAAGAACAAAGUGAGGGACUAUGCUCCUGAUUCAGAUGCCGACAUUGACUCAGAUGACGAUGAACCUGACCUUCUUCUUCGGCAGCGUCUGGCCACAGCCCUGCUGUGCUUCAUCACCAGUCAGCUGCAGCCGGCGGUUUUACGGGUUUGCCUGCACACGCUGCGCAUCUUGUCCCGUGACCGGCGGGCCCUGGGGCCCAUGGUCACCGAUAACGCUCUUUUCACCUUGGCACAACUGGGAGGUGUCAGCUUACAGCAGGGAGGUCCACAGCAGCAGCAGCAGCAGGAGGAGAAGGAGGAGGAGGAGAAGGCUGAAGAUCAGUCAGACACAACACACAGCCGGGUCCAUGGAGGAGGAGCAGCAGCGAGUGGCUGCGAGGACGCUGCAGAUGCUGAUGCUGCACCUUUACCUGUUUUUCAUCACUGCUACAGCUGGAGAGGCGACGGAGGUCAUGUGGUGCUCGCCCGUGGGAAGAAAGACAUCCGGAAAGAGAACAGUGAGGAGGAAGGGAAGGAGGAGGAUGGGGAGGUGUGUAGGAAGGAGGCCUUGAAGGUCCUGUGUAACGUCAUCUACAACAGCCCCCGGGCACAGGAGAGGGCCAGCGCACUAAGACUUCUGCAGGCUCUGUGGGAGAGUCUGAAGCAGGGCAUCUGGAGCAGGGUGCCGUCCAGCGGCCAGUUUUACAAGCUGAGGCUGCUCUUCUUGCUCACAGCCCUGAGGCCUGAGCUCAGGCUGCAGCUACAGCAGGAGCGAGGAGUGUCAGUGCUCACUGCAGCCCUAGAACAGUGCCUGGCUGUGAGGUGGGGCGAGGGGUAUGAGGUGCUCAGUGACAGCACAGCUCCGCCCGUCUCCAAGGAGGUGUCCCAGGAAGUCAUCGAGAUCCUCAAGACCCUCUUCAACGUCACUCACACGUGCCACAGGCAGGAGCCAGAUGAGGAGGAAGCUGCUCUGUAUCGCCACCUAGCAGCUGUGCUGCGCCACUGCCUGCUGCUGUCGUGUGACGGAGAGGACACACUCGAAGAGCUACAAGGACACACGGUGAACAUCCUGUCAGCUCUGCCACUGGCGUGUCUGGACGUCCUGCUGUCUGUCCGCGUGGACCAGGCAUCCCACAAGUGGGAGGGAGUCAACAUGGACUGUGUCCACACGUUGCUGCUGUUCAUGGACAGACGCCUGAACAGGGGUCAGAAGCUGAAGGAGAAACUCACACCUGUACUGAACCUGCUGACUGAGAGUUCUCGGGUUCACAGGGAGACACGUCACUACUUACGGCAAAAGAUCCUGCCUCCACUGAGGGACGUUGGCAUUCGACCUGAGCAGGACACCUCGCUGAGAGGACAGCUGGUCCGCCUGAUGACCCACGUCGACACAGAUGUGAAGCACUGUGCCGCUGAGCUUCUGUUCGUACUCUGCAAGGAGAACGUCAGCCGCUUUGUCAAAUACACGGGUUACGGCAACGCAGCGGGGCUGCUGGCGGCGCGGGGGCUGCUGAACGGCAGGAGGAACUCGGUCAGCAGCUUGUGUGCCUCCCAGUACUCCAGUGACUCAGACUCAGACACAGAGGAGUACCGGGAGGCCAGGGCCAGGAUCAACCUGGUGACCGGACGGGUGGAGGCGGAGCAGCCUGAUCCGAUGGAGGGCAUGACAGAGGAAGAGAAGGAGGAGGAGGCCUGUCGCCUCAUAGGCAUGAUCAACAGACUGUCACGAGACCAGAUCAUUCAGCCCAUGGGCCUGACAGCAGAGGGGAGACUAGUUCCGCUCUGGGGCCAGAGGAGGGACUCCACACUGGAGGAAGAAGAAGAUGAAGAAGAGGAAGAGGAGGAGGAGGAGGAGGAGGAGGAGGAAGUGGAUCUGAUGCUCGAGGGGAGGAAAGACAAACAGAUGGAAUAG